UGUAACACGGGAGAGCACUCCCAUCACACAGGCAGCAAGAACACACAAACACACAACAACACAACCCACAGACAGGAGAGCAGAGGGACACGCAAUGGAGCUGGAGAUAAGGCAAAGAUCAGCUCUGAACACCUCCAUGGGGUAAGCCGACGGACACAGACGGACCAGCAUGCUUCUGUAAACAUGGUGAAGGACGUCCAAAGACAAAGAGGGAUCCUGUUCCAGUGAUAUUUUGAGGACAUGUGGCAGUGAAGCGGACACAAGCUGACCAUGGGUGACUGGAACCUGCUGGGCAGCAUCCUAGAAGAGGUCCACAUUCACUCCACCAUAGUGGGCAAGAUCUGGCUGACCAUCCUCUUCAUCUUCCGCAUGCUGAUCCUGGGAGCGGCCGCCGAGGACGUAUGGGACGACGAGCAGACCGAGUUCGUCUGCAACACGGACCAGCCGGGAUGCAAGGCGGUCUGCUACGACCGUGCCUUCCCCAUCUCCCUCAUUCGCUUCUGGGUCUUGCAGGUCAUCUUUGUGUCUGCGCCCUCGCUGGUCUACAUGGGCCACGCCCUCUACUGCAUCCGGGCGCUGGAAAAGGAGCGGCACCGGAAACGGGCCCAGCUGAAGGAGGAGAUGGAUGAGGUGGAGCUGGCGCUAGAUGAGCAUAAACGCUUAGAGAAGGAGCUGAAAAAGCUGGAAGAGCAGAAAAGGGUGAAGAAGGCUCCUCUGAGGGGCUCUCUGCUGAGGACCUACAUCAUCCAUAUCCUCACCCGCUCUGUGCUGGAGGUCACCUUCAUCCUGGGCCAGUACCUACUCUACGGUAUCCAGCUGGAGCCUCUCUACAGAUGUGAAAGGCUGCCCUGCCCCAACAGUGUAGACUGUUACAUCUCCAGGCCCACAGAGAAGACCAUCUUCAUGGUUUUCAUGAUUGUCAUCGCUGGCGUGUCCCUUUUCCUAAAUAUUCUAGAAAUAUCCCACCUGGGCAUCAGGAAAAUCAAACAGACGCUCUAUGGAGAGAGGUACACAGAAGAUGACAGUUUGAUUUACAAGUCCAAGAGGAGGUCGUCCUUACCGCACCUUUGUGUCAUGAGUAAUGUAUCGCCUCACAACGGGCCUUUGACUCAGACCUUCCAGGUGAUUCCAGAGGCGGACAUGAGGCCUCCUCACUACAGCAGCGGGCCCAAGGCCAGUCAGGAGGUCCCCAGACACAACAGCGUGGCCUGUAUGGGACAGACUGCUUAUAUCUGCCCACAGCCCAGGAUGGCACCCAGAUCUAGCCUGAACUAUGUAAUCCAACCCCCCCAGAUCCAUGAAAGUCUAGUGGUUCAUCCAAGCACAGCGGACCCACAUCCAGCCUGGGCCUCUGCAGGCUCCAACAUGGAAGGAAGUGCAAUAAGCCAUCAUGAGGACAGCCAUGAAGCGCUACACCCUCACUCUAGCCAUCUGGAGGCUCUCGCUCUACUUUCGAGCAGCCCCUUACGGCCCUCUGCUAUCACAGACCUGGAUGAGGACGAGCGAAGGGAGUCAGUGGAGAGUCAUAUCCAGGUUCCCAAUCCAAGGAAGACCAGCUUCAUGAUGAGGCCGCCAUCUGAGAGCUUGUCCUCCAUGAGCGGCUGCACCAGCCCCUCGGUGCAUACGUCUGAGGAGUCUGACGAACUGGGCUCCCUGCAGGGAGACAUGCCCAUGAUGCCGCCUCCCGGAGGACGCAGGAUGUCAAUGAGUAUGUUCCUGGAUAUUUCCUCUAUCAUGAAGAAGUGACCCACAGCCGCGAACAGCAGAGAAACUGUGUCAAAGAUCAGCCCAUCAACACUGAUGCGUGGCUCCCGUCACACGGGCCAGAACAUGAGCGUGAGGCAGCUGAGCCACAGCCACGGCCCUCUGGGAUCGGACUUCAAGCACCUUAGAUUGCCUAUAUGUGGAACGAACGGGAAAGGAUCGUGUCUUUUUAAAACUGUGGACGUCUUUCUGUGUCGGCAGCAUUUUUUAAGAUUGUUUGGAGCGAAUGGAUUAUGGAGCAAAGUCCUCAGAGGAUCAAUUUGCUUCUUAAUGUGGACUUUAAAAGCUUAAAUAUACUUUUUCUAAGUCAAAGACUUAGUCGGUUGGAAUUUGAGUAUAUUUGUAUAUAGUCCUUUAUAUACAUUUUAUGAGGAAUUAUAACAGUUUCUAUUAUAUUCAGAUUAAAUGCUUCUUAACAAAACAGCACAUUUUUUUUGUUGCUUUUAAUCAAGAUCCACACACCAACAUCAGACUGUGGAAUUCUCAUGCUUUUUGUUUUUAUUUCAACAGGUCUUUGUCUUGACAAAAAAUGCUGAUUUUUUUUUUUUUUUUUCCUUUUAAAACAUUUUUCAUA
Messenger RNA from Sphaeramia orbicularis (orbiculate cardinalfish), 2338 nucleotides. RefSeq names its product gap junction alpha-10 protein-like. Bases 271 to 1746 code for a protein of 491 amino acids. The transcript has 3 exons. NCBI's taxonomy places the organism in Eukaryota, Metazoa, Chordata, Actinopteri, Kurtiformes, Apogonidae. Gene Ontology annotation, cellular component: connexin complex. Gene Ontology annotation, molecular function: gap junction channel activity. The record is from RefSeq and is a predicted model, not a curated record. Gene Ontology annotation, biological process: cell-cell signaling.